Clunio marinus is the source of this 201-nucleotide messenger RNA. The record is from the annotation of a GenBank genome assembly. Lineage: Eukaryota; Metazoa; Arthropoda; Insecta; Diptera; Chironomidae.
AUGCAAAUGGGACAGCUUCACAUGGGGAAGCUCCAAACUAUGCCGAAAAGGACGAGUUUCCUUUAUGAGAGACUCCACAUGAUUGCAUUAACUGUUAGCAGCCGUUAUGCGUCCCAACAUGUCUAUCAUGAAGAUGAUAUUAGGUUGAAGAUAGCCGAAAGCAUGAAGCCCAUAACAGAUAUGUGUGCAUUAAGCAAAUGA